AACAAUUAUUACAUCAUGUUGUUCUUCUUGAUUUCUAACUUAUUAGCACACACUUGUAAUUAUCAUCUCAAUACUUAAAUAGUUGCCUAGAUUGUCUACGAAGAAUUGAGUGAACCCUCAUUGUCCGAACUAUUUCAAACCAAUGUCAAGCAGUGUUCUUUACUAGAUAAAAUUGAUUUCUACUAUAUCGAUCAACAAUAACCCAAUCUGAAUUUUCAAUUUAAAAUUAACGAACCUCAUUUUGCUGUGGAAAUAUAUGUUGAUUUUUACCUUUUAGACUAAUAUACAGAGAAAAAUGUCAAUAUAUACCUGGAUACCAUCCUAAUUGAUUAGUAUUAGAAAGUCUCCAAAUACCCCUCUCCAUUUUGUGAUGAUUCUGUCGACAGUGAAAUUGUGACAUACUCUACAACCUACUCUCAUUUUUAGUAAGAUCUGAAUUUACUAAUUUAAUUGGAAAAUACAACAUAAUUUACCUUAGGAGUAAGAAACAUAUAAAUAGUACCUAAAUUAUGUCAUGAAUCAUGUACUUAAUGUGUAGGCCCUAAAGAAAAUUAGUGUCGGUCUUGUGUAAUUGGAACUUAACUCAAUAGAAAAACUAAUCAAUGUGUUUGCCCGCCUAACCUACCAUAUUUGAGUAUGGUUUAGAAUCAAUGCUUAUCUAAAUGCGAUGUCUCUGAAUAUUAUGACGCAUAAUCUAACAAAUGUGUACUGGAUAAACGUAUGAACAACAUAUUAUAAUAGACAUUGAAUAAAUGCAGCUCUUCUUUUGGAAUACCUAUGAUUAUACAGGGUGGACAAUAAUGGAAAAUGAAAUCACAACAGAAUUACAAAGCAAAACCUACUCUGGUGUUGUCGGAUUAUUUUCUGUAGAUUAAAUUAUUAGUUACUAAUUCAAUAACACAAAUCCAUUCAAUUCCAUUAGAGUAAGAGCAGAUAUUUACAUAUUUUAAUCACUUAUAGAACCUGAGAUUUACAUUCAAGUGGAUAAGGUAAAAACUAAUGUUAAGCCACUCCAUAAUCAAACAAUCACAGGAUAGAAGGGAUACAAAUUAUUUCAUAUUGAUUAUCUAAUUGAUGCCAACGCAAAUUCAAGCAUUUAAUUUUCAUUAAAAGGAGAUCCAAAUACAAAAUGGGGCAUUAGCUAAGUUGUGUUUAACGAAUAAAAUUGCCAACCAUAAUGUUAAGAAUGUUCAACUAAAUCUACAUGCUAAUCAUGUAAAUCAGGCUUUUUGUUAUAUUUGGGACAAUGUGUUGAGUCUUGUCCUAAAUAUUCAUCAAUUUAUAAUGAAAAUACUUGCACAGAUGUCAAAGAAAAUUAUCCUAAUACCGAUGUAAUUAUGAGAGCCUUUGAUGACAAUAUAAUUGCUAAUUUCUUAUUAAAAAAUGUUACAACUCUAGCUUCGGUUUAGUAAAGUUAUUUUGGAACAUUUUAUAAUGGAGUUAGAUAUUUUGGAGGCUUAUAGUAAGAACUUGCUUAGCUCUAUUAGAAGUAAUUCUAUUCUUUGCCACCUCAUUAUUAAGUCAUAGUUUAAUUCAAUAUACUAACAUUUGAAUUAAAUACAAGUGUAUCUUUACCACCCAAUUCCCUAGAAUUGAUUUUAGAUAACUCUACUAUAUUGUUUAUCAAUUCAUAAUAAAAUUAAGUGCAAUAAAUUAGCAAAUAAAUUGCCCAUUCUUCAAAUAACCUACAAUUAUCUUUACUUUCAUAUAGCUAAAACUACUCCAUUUUCAGUUUUGGAAUAUCUAAUGUAAAUGUAAUGAUUUCAAGAUGCUAUCCAUUAUGCAAAUCAUGUUUUGGUCCAAAUGAAUCUGAUUGCAAAGAAUGGCUCUACGAUUAGAACUCUAAUGAUUUCAAGAAAUGUAAAAAUGGAUUUAUUUUUGACAUUCAAAAAUAAAAAUGCGUUUUAUGUCCUCUAGGUUGUUAGAAAUGUUCUGAUCAACAAACUUGUAACGAAUGUGAACCCAAUUUUAUUAAAUAAGGAAAUAGUUGCUAUUGUUAGAGUGGCCGUAUAGACGAUUUUACCUUAGAGUGUCUAGGUAAUUAUUACAUUUAUAUUUUAAGCCUACGCAUGA
Messenger RNA from Paramecium octaurelia, 2073 nucleotides. Lineage: Eukaryota; Ciliophora; Oligohymenophorea; Peniculida; Parameciidae. The record is from the annotation of a GenBank genome assembly.